AUGUCUUCUGUCGCUCAUGUUAGUACUCACGCUCCUGUUAUAGACGACAAACUGCUGGUCCUGGAAGAUGACAGGCCCGCAAGCGUCGCCGAUGGUAUCUCGGCCGCGUGGAUUGAUCCCAAGAAAGAGCGGAGGAUGAUGUGGAAGUUCGACCUGUUCGCAGUCGGUCUGUUUGGCUUGUUCUACAUGAUGGCCAACCUCGAUCGGAGCAACUGGGGCAAUGCACAGAUAGCGGGCAUGCCAGAAGACAUCGGUCUCGUUGGCAACCAAUUCGGGACGGCUACCACAUUGUUGUACGCGACAUAUGUUCCAUUCGAGGCGCCUGCAGCUUUGCUCGUCAAGAAAUUCAGUCCAAAGUACUUGAUGGCCUGUUGCGCGUUGUGUUGGGGAGUCACUACCUUGGGCAUGGGUUUCAUCCAGAGUUGGAAAGGGAUGUAUGCCUGUCGACUUCUCAUCGGUUUCUUCGAGAGCGGGCUCAUCCCUUCGAUCAACGUCUACCUCGGGAUGGUGUACAAGAAAUUCGAAAGGGGCAAGCGAUCGGCGGUCAUUUUUGCGUUCAGUGCCUUCUCGAGUGCCUUUGGAGGUGUUCUGGCCUUUGGUCUGACUCAGAUACAUGGUCCGAAUGGCUUCGAAGGGUGGCGCUGGCUGUUCGUUGUCGAAGGAGCGUAG
Fulvia fulva is the source of this 669-nucleotide messenger RNA. RefSeq lists its product as uncharacterized. Gene Ontology annotation, molecular function: transmembrane transporter activity. Lineage: Eukaryota; Fungi; Ascomycota; Dothideomycetes; Mycosphaerellales; Mycosphaerellaceae. The record is from RefSeq and is a predicted model, not a curated record. The coding region runs from base 1 to 669 and encodes 222 amino acids. The transcript has 3 exons. Gene Ontology annotation, cellular component: membrane. Gene Ontology annotation, biological process: transmembrane transport.